Klebsormidium nitens is the source of this 3418-nucleotide messenger RNA. NCBI's taxonomy places the organism in Eukaryota, Viridiplantae, Streptophyta, Klebsormidiophyceae, Klebsormidiales, Klebsormidiaceae. The record is from the annotation of a GenBank genome assembly.
GUGGCACCUCUCAGCUUCUCAAGCACCUUCUCGAGAUUAUGCUUCUCUUUGGCACAUCUAAUGUCCAAUUUUUGCUCUCAUCUCCAGUCUUCAGGUUCUUGCAGGAAAAACUUUCAUAGAUUCAGAGAGAGUGGUGAAACGAUAAGAAGAGCAUGCGCGUAGAGCAGCACAGGCGAGCUGAAAUGAGCCACAUGGGGUUUUCAAAGUUAGCUCUUUUAGUUGUGUUGGUGGACUUUGCUGUGGCGGCUUCUGCUCUCACAAUUGAUGAAGCAGUGGGCAACGCUACCAACUUGGGCACUAGCCUUGACCUAGCCAAUCGAAGAUUGAGCGGCCCCAUCCCAAGGGGUUUACACCGCCUGACCAAUCUGAAAUACCUUAACCUCUCGUGCAACGCAUUCAGCGGAGGCAUCCCCACAGAGAUUGGCAACCUUGCACAGCUUGCGCACCUGGACCUCUCCAACAAUAGCCUGUCGGGCGGCAUACCUUAUGAGCUGGGCAGCCUAACCAACCUCCAAACCCUGAACCUCUCCAACAAUGCUCUGAGUGGUCCCAUCCCUCCUGGACUUGGCGGUUUGCCCCAACUGAACCGGUUGUAUCUUUUCAACAACAGCUUAUCGGGAGGGAUCCCACCCCAGCUAGGCUCGCUCUCCAAUCUGCAGUACUUGAACCUUUCUCGGAAUGCCCUGUCGGGUGCAAUCCCCCCAGAGCUGGGACAGCUUAAGCGGUUGCGACACCUGUCGCUCCACGACAACACUUUCAGCGGCCCCCUUCCUCCUGAACUAGGCUCCCUUCCUGCACUAACCCGGUUCUACCUUUACAACAACUCGCUCUCAGGACCAAUCCCCGAGUCGCUUGAGCUAGCGCAAUGCGAGAACCUGCACUAUAUGUACCUCUCAAACAAUAAUCUUUCUGGGUCAAUCCCGCCAGAGUGGGGCCAACUGAGCAACCUCUUUGAUCUCGAUCUGAGCAACAACCAGCUCUCUGGCCCCAUUCCCGCCAGUUUCAGCAAUCUAGAUUCGCUCUUCGAUCUGAUCCUAGCCAACAACCGCCUCUCCGGGGGGAUCCCUUCGGAGCUAGGGAAACUGGGCCCGGGGGGGCUCCUUUCGAAGCUCGAUCUCCACAGCAACGCGCUCUCGGGGCCGAUUCCCCCAACACUCGGCGACAUCGUCAACUAUGGUACGGGCGGGCUCAGCUACCUUGACCUUCACGACAACCGGCUGACCGGGGGGAUCCCCCGGGAGCUCUCUCAGCUGACGCUUUCCCGGUUGGACCUGUCGGGAAACAACCUCACCGGGCCCAUUCCGGUGGAGCUGAAUGAGACGCGCGUGACCGCGCUCUUUCUCGACAACACCAACCUUUCCGGCCCAGUUCCUGAACCCCUUCUCGGCAUGAUGCGCGGGAACAACUAUGUGACAUCCUUCGGUUACUUUGCGGCGCCAACCCCCGAGAUGCGCCAGUUUAGCGAGCUCCGGUACCUCCGGCUCAAUUUCCCAACCCACGGUGCUUCCGCCCUCGACCUCUCCCUGACGCCUGCCACGUGUCAGUACGUCGAGUGGGCGGGCGAUGCGCUGACCGAGGUCCGCUUCUGGGACGCGUGCUCAGGGCAGGCUGCCGGGUGCGCCGUGAACCUGAUCGGGACGGGGUCGAAACUGUCGCGGGCGGCAAGGCGGCGCGUGUGCCUGGGGAAGAUCUCCGUUUUCUUGGCGGGGGAUCCCCCUUCGGUGGUGGAGGAAGGGCUCACGGUAGACGGGGAGUACGUCUCGUCGGCUUAUCUGACGAACAAGUAUGGGAAGUAUUUUCUGAACAGCACCGACUUUCUUGACGGAAUUGACCUCGGGCCGGAAGGGGAGGCAUAUACCGGCGUCGGGUUUGCGCGCGUACAGCGGGGAAACCUGUGCCGGAAUCCGGAAGCGGGGCGAGUGGUUGCGAUUGCAUAUUGCGUGUUCGCAGGCCUUCUCCUCCUGUCGACCCUGCUUACCUGCGUCGCUGCGCGGCGCUCCCGUCGAAAGGGCGCCGCGCUUAAUACGUCAACCAAGCCGGGGGGAGCCUGCGUCGCUGUGGCCAAGAGCGUAUGGGGCAUUGUGGCGCAUAUCGUAUGCCUCGUCGACCUGAUCACUGACGUCUUGGUCCUCGCCCAAGUAUGGGGCGCGUGGCCGAUGUGGGUCAUCCUCGCUUCGAUUCUCGCCCCGUACCUAGUUGCUAGCUUCUGGGUAAUGCAUCGCUUGUUGCUUUUGCGCCGGAGCCGCCCGCUUAUGUCCCCACUGCGUCCGCGUAUGAGGUGGAUCUGGCCGCCCCCCCCACCUAGUUCGCCGCAGGAAAGCCCGGCCGGCCCUAGCAGCAUAACCCAAAAGCUUCUAGCUUUUGUGCUACUUCCUUUAGGCGUCCCAGCGGUCGUUUUCCUAGACGUUUCUGCCAUCCUCAACCACUUCGGCGCGCAUCUAGUUCUCGGGGAUAUCGCGUACAGCGCGCGGGCGUACCACGAGUCGCGCGUUCUCGUAGAGCUACUUCUAGAGUCCAUUCCCCAGGCCGGCUUCCAAACCGCGCUAUACAUGCUGGGCAGCUCGCGCGCCACGCGCAUCUUCAUCGACGAACCGAUCUUCGUCCAGUCGAUAACCUUUUCUCUACUCAGUGUCGUCGUUCAGUAUAGCUGCACGCUUUGGGAGGCGGUGAAGGGGCGGCAAUCGCUGCGGAGAGCGCUUAGCUUGCGGCUUCGAGACGGGAGCUACGUUUUGACGGCCAUCUCUUCGGGUGUGGCAGGGGACGACUUGUUGAAUGCUGCGGAGGUUCUAGAACUUUCCAACGGAAAUUGAGCCGCUUUCAACGGGAGCCUGCUUUAAAGGAGUGUUUAUAUAGAGCGUAGCCCGUAGCUUCUGCACAAACUCUAUGGGAACCUGUUAGCAAGCCGUCAGAUUGUACGGAACUUAUCUCGCAUGGCCGUGUACUUUUAGACAGCACCUGGCAAGCAACCGAGCGUAGACAAGCAGACUUUCGUAGGAGCGAAGGUCUGGGAUGAAGCUGUCAUGUCUGGAGUAGAUGUAAGUACCAGCCAAAUCUUCUUGCAUGCUCGUUGCUUGGAGCUUAGCUUGAGACGUCCGAGGUUUAGAUGGAUCACCCAGUGCGGCCAUGCAAGUCUGCUUUUUGAGAAGCUUUGGGUAGGUAAGAUAGGUUGCUUUGUGGAUGCAGCCAUGCUUGGCAUCUGGCUAGGAGGAAGAGUCACAAACGAACUUUGUCAGAUCCAUGCCUGAUAUACGAAAUUUUGAGUACUUACAGGUCGAGUUUGCUGAAAUUAGUCGGAUAGAAGUAGGAAAGUGGUCCAAUUACACGCGACGGUGACAAGUGGUCGAUAGUUCGUUGUGCAGCGGCGCCGGGGGACUUCUUUGCGACAUGGUCCCAAUGUCCAAAGCUAAGAUAACCGACU